Messenger RNA from Caenorhabditis sp. 36 PRJEB53466, 3364 nucleotides. Lineage: Eukaryota; Metazoa; Nematoda; Chromadorea; Rhabditida; Rhabditidae. The record is from the annotation of a GenBank genome assembly.
AUGAAACCUAGUACGACAAGAAACAAAAAUGGAAUAUUCACUAGGUCGGCAAACGACCUCAAACGCGAUUUCAAGUGCGUGUCGUUUCAAAAAACCAAUAAAUGAUGAGUUUGUUUCAGAUUCUCAAAACUCACUGCAGUCUCUUCGUUGUCAGUGCAAAACAAUGAAAUGCUGGCUGCAGUCAGCGACAAAUUACUCGUUCACCGUGACAAAAAUGAAUCGUAUUCCGGUGAGGAAGAACAAUUAGUUUCCGUUUCAGUAGAAUUGGAGCUAGAAAUGACAAUUGUUUUUUAAAAUGUGUUUCCAGAGCUAAUACUUCCGUUGCAAGCUCCCGAUCUCGUCGCACACAUUCACCUUUCGCCGACCGGCACGCACGCCGUCGUUUCCUCGAAGCUCGGCCAUAAUUUCUACGUAUACGUUGAGACGAACUCGUGGCUUCAAAUCAAAAAAUUGCGAUGUGUAGUAACUGCAGUAGGAUGGAAUCCCGAGUUCGGAAAGAACGCUGACGCCGGACCGAUCCUUUUGGGAACCGUUCAGGGAUCCAUCAUUGAGCUGAACGUAUCGGGAUCCGUCAUAACAUGCAAGGAGCUAACUCAGCAGAUUUCGCAGUCCGCCGAUCAGCGUCUGACUUCAUCUCCUUCCCCGACAGCUGCCAUUUCAGACAUUCAGCUGUUCCUACUUGCCGAUGACGAUACCAGUCAGAAAACAAAAAAAUGGAUGAUGAUUAUUGCACAGAUGGCCCGACUGGUCGUCCUCACCACUGACAUCGAAAGUGCUCCACCUCCAAAACCUACCGGCUUCACGAGUUCUGCGUCUCUUCAAGCGGGUCUUAUGAAUCUUGGCGCCGAGCAACUUCCGCCCACCUUCUUCCAUCCCUUUUUCACUUCGCUGAGCACCGUUCAGCACACCAUCAAUUCUUCGAAAUUUUCGGAAAAGUUUAAGAAUCACGGAUUUCUAACUAUGCACCCAACCGCUUCGGAACCUAAAAGAUAUGCGUGGCUCUCUCCCGAUGGAAUAUCAAUUGGAAAAGUAGACAUAAAUGCGGAACGGAUUCAAGACGUUCUUAUUGAAGAAUUUAAUAUUGAGUAGGUUUGUUUCCUGAUCUUCUCGAACUGAUCUUGAUGAGUUUAGACAUCGAUUGAUCGAAGGAAGGCUGGAGCCACCAACCGGAAUCGCCCUCACCGAGUACCACAUCCUUCUCGCCUAUUCCUCCCGAGUGCUCGCACUUUCUCUUCUGCCUCCUCACGACGUAGUCUUUGAAGAUCCGUGGAUGCCGGAAUUGGGCAGUGCCGUGGGAUUUGUCAGAGACACCGUCACUUCCGAAGGACAGCCAGAAUCGCCCGUCGCCUGGCUCUACACUCCGACAGUGGCUAUGAAGUACGAGACGAACGAUGAAGCUCGUUACAUUUGGAAGACUUACCUGGAUCGGGGAGAGUACACCCGCGCCAUGCAAAUUGCACGAACGAGGAUGGCCAUUGAGCCGGAUGCUUUGGAAAUGGUACUGCGGAGACAAGCGGACAGAUACAUACAGGAGAAAAAGUGAACAUUCCAGAAUCUCGGUACUUCCAGAUCAAUUUUUUUCUUUCAGCUUCACUGCAGCUGCGGAAAUUCUCGCACAAUCAAGCGAACCAUUCGAGAGUGUCGUUCUCAAGUUCCUGACAAAUUCUAGCGAACGUAAAAUGGGUCUGAAGACGUUGUUGGACAAAAAGUUGGAGAGAUUGACACGCCACGAGGACAAAAUUCGGAGGGACGCACUGGUUAUGUGGCUGCUCAACGUGCAAUUAGACGAACUGGCGGAAAUGCGUCUCCAACGGAGCAGCUCGACUGAUCAAGCUCUCGCGGAGAAGUUGAGGGACACGACCGACCACGUGCAACGGUACUUUAUGCGAAAAAAUGUUAUCGAAUCGAUUCAAACGAACCGAGAAGCAGUGUACAAAAUGUGUGUGGCACACGCCGAUUUCGAUAUGCAAUUGUUCUUCGCCAACGCUGUCAAAGACCUGCGGACGGUCAUUGACAUUCUCAUGCUCCGCGAGCAGUACAUCGAAGUUCUUGACGUACUCAAAAACGAACGAAUCUGUGAACUCACUUACGAUAUCCUUCCGCUGCUCAUCGAACAUAUUCCGAAGCAAAUCUUCGGAUAUCUCGUCCGCAAUCUGGACCAGAUUCUCCCACUCAAACUGGCACCCUCCCUUUCCCUUUGCGUAAAGAGCGUCGAAAUGGCGAUCCCGGCAAUAAAAUAUCUCGAGGCUCUCUUCAAAAGUGGCUCUAACGACAGAAGCUUGCACGACAUUUACAUCCAUCUGAAGGCCAAGUUUCGUCCGCAAAAGCUCAUUGAGUACUUUGAAGAGCACGGAACCGAAAGGGCGCACAUUCCGUACAAUGUGGAUUUCGCGAUGCGGACGUGCGAACAGUUCAAGAAUAACGAGUGCGUCGUGUUUCUGUACUGCGUGGCAGGAAUGUUCGGAGACGCCGUCGACAGGGCACUUCUGUUCGACGUGGAACAAGCGAAACAGUGCGCUCUAAUGAUGGACGAGCCGGACUUUGGAUGGUACGGCACGCCGACCGAUUACAUUCGGCCCAAAAUUGACCACGCUGCAAAGAAAGCGAUUUGGCUGAAAAUUGGUGAGAAAUAUUGUGAACUUCAUUUUGAAUUCCUGUGUUUUUACAGCACAGCACUACGUCUCGAAUGGAGAAGAGAUUGAUAAAUGCGUGAACGUUAUCAAAGAAUCAAAUCACCUGAUCUCCAUUCAGGACCUGAUCCAAAUCCUUCCGAAAUUCACAAAAAUAGGACAGCUCAAACAAGUUAUCAUGGACUUUUUGAAGAGGAAGAAGGAAAGGCUGGAGACACUCGAAAGAUCGAUGAAGGAAGCGACGGACAUUGCGUCGGAGAUUCGAGACAAGCAGGAGAGACUGAAGAACCGGACGACGGUGGUGAAGCCGACGGAUGUAUGUGCUCAGUGCUCCCGCCCGUUGGCUGGCCGUCCGUUCAAUGUGCACUCCUGUCGCCACUUCUUCCAUCGAGAAUGCCUCGAAAUUGCAAUGCAACCGUUCCUUCCGCCCGAGAAAGUGACCAUGAUGCGCAGAUUGAUUGCCGAUGAGGAGAGGAUUCUGAGCCAGUUGAGAGCCGAGCAACUGACCGGGAACAGAACUGCAGUGAGGGAAAAGGAGGAAAGGUACCGGAGAGUGGCCGGACUGAUCUCGCACAUCGUUGGCUCCGAGUGCCCACUCUGCGGAAACCUUGCUAUUUCGUAAGCUUCUAAGUGUGUGCCCUUUUUUCGUUUUACCAACUCUCUUCAGGCAAGUAUCCGAACCGUUCAUGACUGAGGAGCAGUUUGCGGCCGACCUCAACUCGUGGUUGCUCUGA